CUAGUUAUAACAAGUCUCUGGGAAAAACCUGUAUUACCUAUACUGACUCAUUCUUAAACCUACCCUGAUUAUCUGCCUUAGUUUCCCGUUCGACUCUGUUUGCAACUUUUGUGUGUUCCUUGUAGCAGUUGUAGAAUACUGUCGAUUGAUCUCCUCAGGUUCUUUUUAAACUCUUUUUUGUUUUGUGAUAAUUAGACAUGAAUCGCGAGCGCGAAAUUAUAUCAGUACGCGGGAGAAACAAAUUUGUGUCUGACGGUUUUUCAUACACAUUUGAUAAGCUAAGUAAAGACGGCCUAACAUCAUUUUGGAGGUGCACCAAUAAAGAUGAAUGUAAGGCGAGAUUACAUACAAGGAACAACGAGGUGGUUAAAUUGCUCAAUGUACAUAAUCACGAUGCUUCUGCGUCAAGCAUUGAAGCAGCUGAAAUUGUUACCCGUAUCAAGGCACGUGCUGUGAACACCCAAGAAUGUACUUCACAAGUUAUCAACGAGUGCAUCACCGGAAUAUCUCAAGCAGCAAUGGCUUCUCUUCCACAACUGGGAGCUCUCAAGAAAACUGUAAGACGCAAGAGAAAUGAAGUUAAUGCAGCCCCUCCAGCACCACUGAAUUUGCAAACGCUACAAAUUCCAGAUGAAUUCAAAAUGUAUGCAUUUGACAAUGGAAUAGAAGAAAAUUUUUUGUUAUAUGACAGUGGACCGGAAGAAAUGAGGAUAUUGAUUUUUGGUCGUCGACAGAAUUUACACAUUUUACGUAGCAGUGAUACCUUCUAUGGCGACGGCACCUUCAAAACAGCUCCACAUUUGUUUUCGCAAAUUUAUACUAUACUUGGACGACUUCAUGGUGGAGUGCAUCCAAUCAUAUAUGCCCUUUUGCCAAAUAAACAGGGCGCUACGUACGUGAGAUUGUUUCGAGCAUUAAUAGAAUUAGAGCCCAACUUUCAACCUCGAUCGUAUUCCUGCGAUUUUGAAGCAGCCGCCAUUACUGCAUUUCAAGGAUGCUUUCCCGAUGCAAAUAUAUUCGGUUGCUAUUACCACCUAACUCACAACGUAAAGAAAAAAAUUUGUGAAUUAGGAUUGAUUCAAAACUACAAUAAUGAUGCUAAUUUCUCCUUGCGCGCAAAAAUGGUACCCGCGUUGGCCUUUGUUCCAAUAAACGACCUGGAAAACGCCCUUGAUGCUAUUUCGGAAGCUCUUCCCGAUGAUUUGCAACCCUUGGUAGAUUGGUUUGAGGACAAUUACAUCGGUCGCAGAAAUCGUAGAGGGCUUGGCAGGCGUCCAGCCCUGUUCGGACCAGAGACAUGGAAUCUGCAUCAAAGAGUGUUAGACGGCGAAGAUCGUACGAACAAUUACGCCGAAGCAGCGCACCGUAGGCUUACAAUAGAAUUGGGAAUGGAGCAUCCAACCAUUUGGAAAUUCAUUGUUGCCUUAAGAAAAAUUCAGAUUGCAAGGGACGUUCGCUAUGAACAACUCCUUGCUGGUCAUCAACCAUCACCAAAAAAACGCAAAUAUAGGGAAAUUGAUAACCGUAUUUCCAGACUUAUUUUAAACUACAAUAAUGAUAAUAUACUUGAAUUUCUGCGUGGGAUUGCGCACAAUUAUGAAUUACAUUAAGUUUUUUGUAACAUAUAUUUAUGUAGGUACAUAUGUUUAUUCGUGAUAAUUAAAUAGGUACCUUUUGCGUGCAAAAUGACUAGCCACUUUCCUUUAGUAGCUUAUUCCUUGUUAUAAGUUGCUUUUAUUUGCUGUGCAUAGCAGUGAUAUCUGGAGGUCGUUUAUAGUUACUAUGUCUUAAAUGGAUUAAAUGUGCCUAUUCUGGGGCAGAUAUGAAUCAUGCUAUUGUUUUGUUUGGACAGGCGAUAUACCUACUAAACAUCAACAAAUAACUGAAGAGCACUUUCUACUUCAAAGGCGAUUACUUGCAUUAUUAUGAAAGUAAAAGAAAGUCCAAAAGGAAAAAGUUUUGCACACUUUCAACCAGUAGCGUAGGAAUAAUCUUCAUAUCCACCUCAUUGUGCACAUUGUGCAAUGCCGAGUGCUAAACAUUCAUGCUGCCUAAAUGUCUCCCUCACAACCCACAUGUUUCUGCGCCAAAGUGUCCCCGCG
Molecule: messenger RNA, 2102 nt
Organism: Photinus pyralis (common eastern firefly)
Lineage: Eukaryota; Metazoa; Arthropoda; Insecta; Coleoptera; Lampyridae
Exons: 2
Coding region: 198-1610 (470 amino acids)
Source: RefSeq, a predicted model, not a curated record